GUUCAGAUCACGCACAGCUAUCUCCCGCAAACGAUCGUGUUCUUCGUGUCACACCGAAAAUCUUCACUUGUUUUGUUUGGUUUUUCGUCGUUGUUGCUGCUUUGAGUGAAACAUCUAUUCGAGAUGCCUAAAACGGUGAUUCAGAUGCCAAACGGAGGAGGUUCGUCUGGAGGUCACUUAAAUGAGUCCCAGAAUCGAGGCGUUCGGAUUGGGUGCUGUCGGGUUUGUACCUGUAUCAAUUUGGAGUUUUUCAUGUCGAAAAAUGGGACCCUGAAGAUAUUCGAGCUUAUCCUCGGCUCGUUUUGUCAAACGUUGCUGAUUCAGUUCGGGAUGGAUUCGGCCAAUGAUAUUGCAGAGGCGUUUCAUGGAUUUUUAAUGACAGUAUCAGCCUGUUUGACGACGACUACCAUUCUGCUGCUGUGCUACGCGAUUUCGUCCAGGACGUUUCAUCUGGUGCGGCAGAGCAUUUUCGAGGUAAUGUACAAUGGAAUCGCUUGCUUCAUGUAUCUGAGUGCCUCGUUGUAUCUUGGAUUCGCUGUGAUCGUAUGGCUCUACCCUAAAUAUGUACUCUCCAAGAUCACCGGAGGACUCUACGGUGCCUAUCCAGCCAUGACUGCAGUUUACUACAUGGGGACAAUCGUUGGAAUCGUAUACGGUAUGGAUGCAAUCGUGGCAUAUCGGUGUUUGAAAAGAUAUUCUUAAGAGCUUUUAAAUAGUUAAUUAGAGUGUAUUAGAUAGG
Messenger RNA from Uranotaenia lowii, 739 nucleotides. RefSeq names its product protein singles bar-like. Lineage: Eukaryota; Metazoa; Arthropoda; Insecta; Diptera; Culicidae. Gene Ontology annotation, cellular component: membrane. The record is from RefSeq and is a predicted model, not a curated record. The transcript is spliced from 3 exons. The coding region runs from base 124 to 702 and encodes 192 amino acids.